AAAAAAGUGGUGAUGGAUAAAGUGAAAUUUACGGAGAAUGCAGAAAAGAUGUGAUCCGCUGAACGAUGGCUUUGCUGAGGGGAACGGAGAAUUAUUCUUUAAGCACGAACCCAACCUCUCCGCGCCCGGAUCGCACACAAUCUACGCCAAAAUCCCGCCCAACCUGCAUGAACAUCCCUGCGAGUGUCCCCGCUGGACGAUGCCCAUCAGCCGGCUGCUGACCGAGGUGAUCGGCCUAGAUUCGAGCGAGGCGGACGGCCUGCCGCAGAAGAUUUGUGUCGUGUGCAUUUCCUACCUCAAGCACGCGUACACGUUCCGGCGGCAGGCCAUCGACAAUGUGGCCGCACUGCUGGCCGCCCGGUAUCUAGUCACACGGCGGGCGGUGCCCUUUCAGAAGAACCUGGACAAGCAGCAGCUGAUGCAGACGUGUUGCUUAUUGGGAAUGGGUGGACGCAGGAGAAUUUUUUUUAUGGCAGAGUUGUUGCGGAUGAUUACGGUGGAACCUAUGCUGAGGAUUCUGAACCGGGCUGGAGAACAAAACGGUGCUGCUUCCCGAAGGAUUGAAAGGGCAAACCGAAGUUUCUUCUCCAUAUUGUUUCUUAGGACUAGACAAAAUCAAAAUAAAGCGGAAUAAUAUUCUUUAGUGUUGUGUCGAUAUUACGUUGCGUGGUGAAAAUGCAUUUUUAUUAUCACAAAUAAAAAUAAGAUUUGGUUGUUGUUUUUUUUGUGUUCGCUUUUUAUUACCAAAAUAAUUUUACCGAAAACUCUGCUCUCGAAGGCAUCUUCCGUCCUAACCACUUCUCUGGAACACGUACGUAAUUUUACAUCGUUACAUGAUUCGCCACAAUUGGCUCUUGGUCCUGGCCCAUCCACCUCAUAUUCCGGGUCUUCCGGUCACAAAAUGUACGUCCGCUGGAUCAUCUUCGAUGGCUUCUUCGUUGAUGUUCAGGUGCAGGCGCUUUUCCUAGACGAAAUCCAUGAAAUCGGUGCUGUAAAUGUUGGGAAGGCAGGGUUGGAGGCCAGUUUGCACUCGAAAACAGACACGGCGAUUUGUCGAAGCCCCGUGAAUUCAUUUGCGAUCAUCCAAUGGGGACGAGUCAGCUAAUUUUCCAGAGUUAAUCAUGCCGAUGGAAAUGAUGUUGGACGUUGUCUGCCUGGAUCCGGUUGACCACGUUCAGGAGGCAGGUUAGGAUCUGGAACGCCACAGUUCCAAGUGAACUGGCAUUAUUGUACUUUCCGAUGCAGUAAAAGCGAUGUACAUCUGGCAGGAGUUCAACCAGUUGGCUUGUUGGAGCAGAUUCCUGGCGAGCAAUGCCCUUUGGUUUGGUUAACGCAAAUACGCAAUCAAA
Messenger RNA from Culex pipiens pallens (northern house mosquito), 1349 nucleotides. RefSeq lists its product as uncharacterized. The record is from RefSeq and is a predicted model, not a curated record. Gene Ontology annotation, cellular component: nucleus. Gene Ontology annotation, molecular function: zinc ion binding. NCBI's taxonomy places the organism in Eukaryota, Metazoa, Arthropoda, Insecta, Diptera, Culicidae. Bases 38 to 634 code for a protein of 198 amino acids. The transcript has 2 exons.